AUGACACCAAAAACUGCUAUUCAUGUCGCUGGAGCUGACGGAGAACUUGGUGCUUCUAUCGUUAGAGGAUUAUUGGAAAUGCCAAACCUUUAUCCUCAUCUAUCAAAAAUUCCGGUUUACGCAGGAGUUCAUCAUGAAACAAUGCAAUCAUCAACUGUAUUAGAAGAAAGAGGAGCUUUGGUCGUUGAAGUUGACCCAGUAAAUCAACCUGAUUCUGUCGUACAUACUUUAAAACAAGCAGCAAAAUUAUUGUUAUUGGUCGAUCCAUUAUCUGGUGAAAUCACACGAAAGGAUGCUCUCGCUUUCGCAAGAGGAUAUAUAAAUGCGGCUAAGCAAGCAAAUAUUGGUCACAUCGUGUUCCUAACACCAUUUUCAAAACUCGAUAUACCGUACUCACCUCCAUUAACUCCCGUUGAUGAAGAUGAUGAAGAACGCUCAAAUAAUACGCAAUCUCUCUCUCCUUAUCGAGAUCAAUUUGAAACCAUUGAAUCAAUUUUACGAGAAUCAUUUUCAAAAUCACAGAUAACAAUCCUUCGUUAUCCCGGUGUAUUAAACCAACACUUACUUUUCUUUGCUAGACAUAUCAUGGAUAGUUCUAAAAUACCUUUAAUUGAAAAUCCGGACAUGAUAUUCGAAUGUUGUGAUUUGAGUGAUGUCGUACGUGCAUCAUGUCAUAUCUUGUUUUGUCCCGUACAGAGACAUGGUGGCAAAGAAUACAAGAUAACAGGUCCUAAUUUGUUAACAAAUGAUGAGAUAUCUAUUAAAGCCAGUCUAGGCCUUGGACGAGAAAUUAGUAGUGAUUUUAUGAACAUUCAACAAUUAAGAAAAGUAUUAAUGGAAGUGACACCGGAUAAGGAGGAAGUCGCUUAUUUAUUGGAAUUAUGGGGUUUACAAGGAUGUUUGGGGGCUGCUAGAAAGGUACAAGUUACAAGAGAUUUGGAAAUAAUCACUGGAAGUACUGGGAAAAGUUUAAGGGAAUUUUUUGAAAAUUCUCGUCCUGCUUUCAUUUCUCCACAAACGGGUUAG
Molecule: messenger RNA, 1026 nt
Organism: Funneliformis geosporum
Lineage: Eukaryota; Fungi; Glomeromycota; Glomeromycetes; Glomerales; Glomeraceae
Source: the annotation of a GenBank genome assembly